Molecule: messenger RNA, 1824 nt
Organism: Lodderomyces elongisporus
Lineage: Eukaryota; Fungi; Ascomycota; Pichiomycetes; Serinales; Debaryomycetaceae
Gene: LIS1
Exons: 2
Coding region: 1-1824 (607 amino acids)
Biological process (GO): vesicle transport along microtubule; nuclear migration; establishment of mitotic spindle orientation
Cellular component (GO): microtubule associated complex; nuclear envelope; kinetochore
Molecular function (GO): dynein complex binding; microtubule plus-end binding
Source: RefSeq, a predicted model, not a curated record
AUGGCACCAUCAGCGGAUGUCAUUACGGCUGUAGGUAUUAUCAUGAACCUCAAUACACCAGCAAUUUUAACAGAACGACAGCAGACAGAGCUAAACAAGGCAAUAUUACAAUAUAUACAUCCGUUAUGUAAUAAUGCAAAUCAACCUGAACUAUACACUCGACUACAACAAAUACUACUACCAGGGUCUAAUGAUAGUCCCCAUGUUUCAAAGGAUAUUAUAGAACAGUACCUUGAAAAGAAAUGGUCAACCGUGCUACGACUACAAAAGAAAAUAAUUGAUUUGGAGAAUGAAUUGGCAAAUGUCAGAUCUAUAAUAGAUAUUGAUAAUAUACAAGAGCAACAGAAAAAUGGCCAAGUUGCGCCUAUUAUGGGAAAAGACAGAGUUGAUUGGUUGCCGUUGCAGUCUUUGCAUAGUUUCCAAACACAGUCGAUUGUUAAUUGUGUCACUAUCCACCCGGUAUUACCACUUGUAUUUUGCGGGUGUAAUGACGGGUCCAUCUAUGUGUGGAAUUUCGCAUCUGACGAUGAAUCUAACUUGCCGGAAAAAGUGAUUAAAGCACAUUUGAAAAAUGUACAUCAAUUGAUAAUAUCGUGGGAUCUGAUAGACUACUACGGAGAUGGUAUAACCGAUCCCAUUUACAUUUUGGCGUCGUGUUCUUCCGAUUUGACCAUUCGAUUGUACAAUGCUUCUACAUAUCAACACUUGCGUACACUACGAGGGCACGAGCAUACUAUAUCCUCAAUCAAAUUUUCAAUUGAUUCCCCAGAAAUAUUGUAUUCAGUAUCACGAGAUACAACUGUCAGAUCAUGGAAUGUAAUUGAAGGUAACUGCACCAGGUCAUUUGUUGCUCAUUCAGAUUGGGUGAGGGACUUGGAUAUUUCUUCCAAAUCACAAACACCGCAAUUAACUUACAACACCAAGAAAAAUGUCGUAAAUGCAAAUGCAGGUGCAAGUACAAGUAUGGAUGCAAGUACAAAUGCGUACUCCAUAACUACAACCCCAUCUUAUGGUGACUUUAUUCUUACAUGCUCAUCAGACCAAUCAGCAAGACUCACACACGCCCAAACAAGCACAGGAAUAGCUCUUUUGCUUGGCCACACUCAUGUCAUCCAAUGCAUAAAGUUUCUUCCUUGGCUUUCGAAUUCAUACUUGGACACAUUCAUUCUUUCCAAUCCAGACCUUUUCCCCACAAUCCCGCAAGUACUACUCACGGACCCGAUAUACAACCAACUAGGUUAUAAGUACUGCAUCACAUCAAGUCGUGAUUCAACAUUGAAAAUAUGGCUUCUACCUCCACCAAAUAUAAUUGCAUCUUCACAAACACUACUUCCAUCACAGCAUAAUUCAUCUCAUGCAUGGGAGAUUACGACUUUGAGAGGUCAUAUUUCCUGGGUAAAAUCAAUACAAAUACACCCGAAUGGUAAAUAUAUCUUCAGUGGAAGUGAUGACAAGACGAUCAAAAUAUGGGAUUUGGGAGCCUUGAAUGUAACCGGUUCUGUGGGCGUGGUGAGAAGCUUGAUGGGACACGAAGGAUUUGUCACCGAUAUUGAUAUGGCAAGAAUGAGUAGAAGGAAGAAGGGCGGUCAUUUGAUAAAAGAAACUGUAGAACAAGAGGAAGGAAACAAAAAAGGUGGGAAAGACGGAGAAAAUGAAAAAAAUGGAAAGAUUGAAAAAAAUGGAAGGAUUUCUGAACCAAAUGGAAAUGGCGGGUUCCACGGAAUUGACGAAGUCGAAAAAGAUUUACUAAAAGAAAUCGAAGUUCGGAUUAAAUGCGUGUUUGUUAGCUGUGCAACAGAUAACUUGGUCAAAGUGUGGAAAUAG